AUGGAUGAUGAUCACGUUUGCAAGUACACGUAUGCCUUACACCUAUACCAGCUGGACAUCACGGUGAAACAGGGGCGUAACAAGGUGCGGGAGAUGUUCAUGAAGAAUGCCCAUGUUACAGAUCCACGGGUGAUAGACAUGCUGGUUAUUAAGGGAAAAAUGGAGCUUCAAGAAACCAUUCAGGUGUGGAAGCAGAGGACUCACGUCAUGAGGUAUUUCCAUGAGACGGAAACCCCACGACCUAAAGACUUUCUGUCCAAAUUCUAUGAGGGCCAUGAUCCCUGA
Charadrius vociferus (killdeer) is the source of this 285-nucleotide messenger RNA. It is a transcript of the gene NDUFA6, whose product is annotated as NADH dehydrogenase (ubiquinone) 1 alpha subcomplex, 6, 14kDa. The record is from RefSeq and is a predicted model, not a curated record. Gene Ontology annotation, biological process: response to oxidative stress. Lineage: Eukaryota; Metazoa; Chordata; Aves; Charadriiformes; Charadriidae. The coding region runs from base 1 to 285 and encodes 94 amino acids. The transcript has 3 exons.